ACUGACCCUAACUCCAACCCUAACACUAAACCUAACUCCAACCCUAACACUCAGCCUAACUCCAACCCUAGCAGUAAACCUAACUCCAACCUUAACACUCAGCCUAACUCCAACCCUAACACUGACCCUAACUCCAACCCUAACACUCAGCCCAACUCCAACUCUAACACUGACCCUAACUCCAACCCUAACACAGACCCUAGCUCCAACCCUAACACUGACCCUAGCUCCAACCCUAACACUGAACCUAAAUCCAACCCUAACACUGACCCUAACUCCAACCCUAACACUGACACUAACUCCAACCCUCACACUGACCCUAACCCCAACCUUAACACUGACCCUAAACCCAACCCUAACACUGACCCUGACUCCAACCCUAACACUGACCCUAACUCCAACCCUAACACCGACCCUAACUCCAACCCUAACACAGACCCUAACUCCAACCCCAACACUCACCCUAACUUCAACCCUAGCACUAAACCUGACUCCAACCCUAACACUGACCCUAACUCCAACCCUAACACAGACCCUAGCUCCAACCCUAAUACUGACCCUAGCUCCAACCCUAACAAUGAACCUAACUCCAACCCUAACACUCAGCCUAACUCCAACAAUAACACUGACCCUAACUCCAACCCUAACACUCAGCCUAACUCCAACCCUAACACUGACCCUAACUCCAACCCUAACACUCAGCCUAACUCCAACCCUAACACUGACCCUAACUCCAACCCUAGCAGUAAACCUAACUCCAACCUUAACACUCAGCCUAACUCCAACCCUAACACUGACCCUAACUCCAACCCUAACACUCAGCCUAACUCCAACCCUAACACUGACCCUAACUCCAACCCUAACACAGACCCUAGCUCCAACCCUAACACUGACCCUAGCUCCAACCCUAACACUGAACCUAAAUCCAACCCUAACACUGACCCUAACUCCAACCCUAACACUGACACUAACUCCAACCCUCACACUGACCCUAACCCCAACCUUAACACUGACCCUAACCCCAACCCUAACACUGACCCUGACUCCAACCCUAACACUGACCCUAACUCCAACCCUAACACCGACCCUAACUCCAACCCUAACACAGACCCUAACUCCAACCCCAACACUCACCCUAACUUCAACCCUAGCACUAAACCUGACUCCAACCCUAACACUGACCCUAACUCCAACCCUAACACAGACCCUAGCUCCAACCCUAAUACUGACCCUAGCUCCAACCCUAACAAUGAACCUAACUCCAACCCUAACACUCCAGCCUAA
This is a messenger RNA of Oncorhynchus masou masou (cherry salmon), 1284 nucleotides long. RefSeq names its product circumsporozoite protein-like. The record is from RefSeq and is a predicted model, not a curated record. Lineage: Eukaryota; Metazoa; Chordata; Actinopteri; Salmoniformes; Salmonidae. The annotation marks the transcript as partial. The transcript has 2 exons.